This is a messenger RNA of Saccharomyces eubayanus, 1296 nucleotides long. It is a transcript of the gene DJP1, whose product is annotated as Djp1p. The record is from RefSeq and is a predicted model, not a curated record. Bases 1 to 1296 code for a protein of 431 amino acids. The transcript has a single exon. Lineage: Eukaryota; Fungi; Ascomycota; Saccharomycetes; Saccharomycetales; Saccharomycetaceae. Gene Ontology annotation, cellular component: cytosol. Gene Ontology annotation, biological process: protein import into peroxisome matrix.
AUGGUCGUUGACACUGAAUAUUACGAUUUGUUAGGCGUAUCUACUACGGCGUCCGCCAUAGAAAUCAAAAAAGCUUACAGGAAGAAAUCUAUUCAAGAGCAUCCAGAUAAGAACCCUAAUGAUCCUAAGGCUACCGAAAGGUUUCAAGCUAUCUCUGAAGCUUAUCAGGUUUUAGGUGACAACGAGCUUCGUGUGAAAUAUGAUAAAUAUGGGAGAAAAGAAGCUAUACCCCAAGGUGGGUUUGAAGAUGCAGCCGAGCAAUUCUCUGUCAUCUUCGGUGGAGAUGCCUUUGCCUCUUAUAUUGGUGAACUAAUGCUACUGAAGAAUUUACAGAAGACUGAGGAAUUAAGUGCCGCUGAUGAAGCCGAAAAGGAGAAGGAAAAUACAGAACCAAAGGAUGAAUCUACAGAAAGCAAUAAAACGGAUGCUGAUGCCGCUUCCCUUCCUGAGCCAACAACAGCUAAUAACAAUGAAAGCAACAAUAAGGCAAAGGGAAAUCCUAGUGACCUGAGUGUACACGACGGUAGCAAAAAAGAUGAGCAAGUAGGAACAGAGACAAAGAAAAAAAAGACAAAACUAGAGCAAUUUGAAGAAGAACAAGAAUUAGAAAAGCAAAAGAGGAUAGAACAAUUGAGUAAAACGUUGAUUGAGAGAUUAUCGAUACUAACAGAAAGUGUCUAUGAUGAUGCUUGUAAAGAUUCUUUCAAAAGAAAAUUCGAGGAAGAGGCAAAUCUUUUAAAAAUGGAAUCUUUUGGUCUAGACAUUUUACAUACAAUAGGUGACGUCUAUUACGGAAAGGCUGAAAUUUUCCUUGCGUCUCAGAACUUAUUCGGGAUGGGCGGUAUAUUCCACUCUAUGAAAGCAAAAGGGGGUGUCUUUAUGGAUACAUUGAGAACCGUUUCGGCAGCCAUAGAUGCACAAAAUACUAUGAAGGAGCUCGAAAAGAUGAAAGAGGCGAGUACGAAUGAUAAACCUUUGUUAGACAAAGACGGAAAUGAGCAGGUAAAACCAACUACCGAAGAAUUAGCACAACAAGAGCAGCUGUUAAUGGGCAAAGUAUUAUCAGCUGCUUGGCAUGGUUCUAAGUAUGAAAUAACAUCCACUUUACGCGGUGUCUGUAACAAAGUAUUAGAAGAUGACUCGGUGGGUAAAAAAACACUAAUCAGAAGGGCUGAAGCAAUGAAGCUAUUGGGCGAAGUCUUCAAGAAGACUUUCAGGACAAAAGUUGAACAAGAAGAAGCACAAAUUUUUGAAGAGCUUGUUGCAGAAGCUACAAAAAAGAAAAAACAUACCUAA